This is a messenger RNA of Brenthis ino (lesser marbled fritillary), 2748 nucleotides long. The record is from the annotation of a GenBank genome assembly. Lineage: Eukaryota; Metazoa; Arthropoda; Insecta; Lepidoptera; Nymphalidae.
AUGCUUGGCAGAUUAAAAUCACCCAAUAUUAUGGUUGUGCAAAAGUCAUCGACCAAAUCAACGCAAAUCAACGAUCGUUACUACCCGCGUUACCACUUAGCUCCGCCAUUUGGAUGGAUGAAUGAUCCCAAUGGAUUCUGUUAUUUUAAAAAAGAAUACCAUCUAUUUUAUCAGUAUAAUCCUGAAAGUAGCUUAGAGCCAGGCAUAGCUCAUUGGGGCCAUGCCAAAAGUAAAGAUUUAGUCUCCUGGGAACAUCUUCCUAUCGCGAUGUAUCCCGAUCAAAGCUACGAUAAGAGUGGAGUAUUUUCAGGUAGUGCCAUUGUUGAGAAUAAUACAAUGUACCUUUACUAUACAGGAAAUGUAAACCAUCCAGGGGAAAACCCCGACCACGAACAACGGCAAGCUUUAGCUAUCAGCACAGAUGGUAUUACGGUAAAGAAGUACGAAAAAAACCCAAUAAUAAUUGGAGAAGAACAUCAACCCAAUUUAAGAGAUCCAAAAGUUUGGAAACAUGGUGGUACAUAUUACAUGGUCUUAGGUAAUUCUUUCAAUAAUGAUACCCUUGGAAGAGUUCUUCUCUAUGCUUCAGAUGAUAAAAUAUCUUGGAAACAAGUCUCUAUUUUGGACGAAUCGGAUGGGUAUCUCGGUUUUAUGUGGGAGUGCCCCGAUUUUUUCGAGCUUGAUGGUCAUUUUAUUUUACUUUUCUCUCCACAAGGGAUGCGGCCUGAAGGUAACAAAUAUAGAAACCUUUAUCAAACUGGGUAUAUUGUAGGAGAUUUCGAUUAUUCUACAAAGAUAUUUAAACCUAUAAAAAAAUUCCAAGAAUUGGAUCAUGGACACGAUUUUUACGCUACGCAAACUAUUUUAGACAGUAAAGGACGUAGAAUUGUUAUAGCCUGGAUGGACAUGUGGGAACAAAAUUAUCCUGAAGGACCUGAUGGUUUCACCGGCCAAAUGACAAUACCUAGAAUACUAUCCCUGACAAAAGACGGCCGCUUAGUACAAAGGCCUUUACCAGAAAUGAAAUCGGCUCAAGGUCGAACGAUUUAUAGCGGAAAAUCUUCUGGUGGUAUUGUAGUCCUUUUGGAGAAUAAUGCUGCUGAAAUCAAUAUUAAGGCAUCAAGAAAACAAAAUAUAAGUUUAACAAUUGAACCACAAAUCUCGGAUAGCGAUGUAAAUAAUCGUUCAGCGGUUACAAUUUCUUAUGAUGCCCAGUCGGGUAUCGUGAGUCUUGACCGCGGUGGGGAAGAUGGUGUCCGCAGCACUGAAUGGAAACCAAGAAGUAUGCUGGAAAUAAGUAUAUAUGUUGAUGCUAGUUCAGUUGAAAUAAUUUAUGGGAUUGGCGAAGUUACUUUCUCUAGCAGAUUUUUCCCUGAUGGUCCACUCCAAGUCCGCUUAAGUGAGAAAAGUACAGUAGCAAAUUUACGAGUUACACAAUUGAGACGUACAAUAAUCCCAGCCUCAAUCUCACAAAGGCACGAGACGACCAACGCGCAAAUCAACGACCGUUACUACCCGCGUUACCACUUAGCUCCGCCAUUUGGAUGGAUGAAUGAUCCCAAUGGAUUCUGUUAUUUUAAAAAAGAAUACCAUCUAUUUUAUCAGUAUAAUCCUGAAAGUAGCUUAGAGCCAGGCAUAGCUCAUUGGGGCCAUGCCAAAAGUAAAGAUUUAGUCUCCUGGGAACAUCUUCCUAUCGCGAUGUAUCCCGAUCAAAGCUACGAUAAGAGUGGAGUAUUUUCAGGUAGUGCCAUUGUUGAGAAUAAUACAAUGUACCUUUACUAUACAGGAAAUGUAAACCAUCCAGGGGAAAACCCCGACCACGAACAACGGCAAGCUUUAGCUAUCAGCACAGAUGGUAUUACGGUAAAGAAGUACGAAAAAAACCCAAUAAUAAUUGGAGAAGAACAUCAACCCAAUUUAAGAGAUCCAAAAGUUUGGAAACAUGGUGGUACAUAUUACAUGGUCUUAGGUAAUUCUUUCAAUAAUGAUACCCUUGGAAGAGUUCUUCUCUAUGCUUCAGAUGAUAAAAUAUCCUGGAAACAAGUCUCUAUUCUGGACGAAUCAGAUGGGUACCUCGGUUUUAUGUGGGAAUGCCCCGAUUUUUUCGAGCUUGAUGGUCAUUUUAUUCUACUUUUCUCUCCACAAGGGAUGCGGCCUGAAGGUAAUAAAUAUAGAAACCUUUAUCAAACUGGGUAUAUUGUAGGAGAUUUUGAUUAUUCUACAAAGAUAUUUAAACCUAUAAAAAAAUUCCAAGAAUUGGAUCAUGGACACGAUUUUUACGCUACGCAAACUAUUUUAGACAGAAAAGGACGUAGAAUUGUUAUAGCCUGGAUGGAUAUGUGGGAACAAAAUUAUCCUGAAGGACCUGAUGGUUUCACCGGCCAAAUGACAAUACCUAGAAUACUAUCCCUGACAAAAGACGGCCGCUUAAUACAAAGGCCUUUACCAGAAAUGAAAUCAGCUCAAGGUCGAACGAUUUAUAAAGGAAAAUCUUCUGGUGAUACAGUAAUCCUUUUGGAAGAUAAUGCUGCUGAAAUCAAUAUAAAGGCAUCAAGAAAACAAAAUAUAAGUAUAACAAUUGAACCGCAAACCUCGGAUAGCGAUGUAAAUAAUCGUUCAGCGGUUACAAUUUCUUAUGAUGCCCAGUCCGGUAUCGUGAGUCUCGACCGCGGUGGGGAAGAUGGGGUCCGCAGCACUGAAUGGAAACCAAGAACAGAUUUUUCCCUGAUGGCCCGCUCCAAGUCCGCU